Messenger RNA from Coprinopsis cinerea okayama7#130, 1359 nucleotides. RefSeq lists its product as hypothetical. Gene Ontology annotation, biological process: mRNA splicing, via spliceosome. NCBI's taxonomy places the organism in Eukaryota, Fungi, Basidiomycota, Agaricomycetes, Agaricales, Psathyrellaceae. The record is from RefSeq and is a predicted model, not a curated record. Bases 1 to 1359 code for a protein of 452 amino acids. Gene Ontology annotation, cellular component: nucleus. The transcript is spliced from 5 exons.
AUGAGGGAGAGCAUUGGUGGCUGUACGGUGAAAGCUCUUUCCACCAACCUCAGCUUCACAGAAGCAUGGAUCAGGACUCCUUCCGCUCUCUCCUCAGUUCAGGGGCAUCGUCCUCUUCCCGAACUCCAAUUGGAAGAUCCUGUUCAAAGCCAACCGUGUCCAAAGCAUGCUUCUCAGCCUGCCUUCAAACCGAGGAAGGUGAAGCCGAAUGCGGAAAGCAAGUAUCGAGAUCGUGCGACAGAGAGACGGCUUGGACAGGCCCAUGACUUUGCUCAUGUCGAAGCUGUAUUGAGCGAGUUCGAGAAGCAGGCAAAGGAAGGAAACUCUGCCGACAUUGAAGAAAAGAGAAAGUACCUCGGAGGAGACAGCGAACACUCUGUUCUCGUCAAAGGUCUCGAUUUUGCCCUACUGGAACAAAACAAGGCUAGGGCAGCGCUAGCCACCGACGCCGUCGACGAUGACAGCUUGGAGCAAGCUUUCAGUGAGGCUUCAAAGCCCAAGAAACGUACGCGAGAAGACCUCCUUCGCGAACUCAAGGAGAAACGAACUGGAGGUGCCGGUGGAGAGGUCACAAGGGAGAAGUCUGCGGAGGAAGAGGCUCGGUUACUUGAAGAGGCGAAGCAGAAGGGCAAGUUCAAACCUAUCGGGUUCAAGCCAAUUGGAGGGUCCACUGAGGGAAAGAAGAAGAAGAAGGUUAAGGGGGAGGGCAAGGACGGAGAACGGAAGAAGAAGAAGCGGAAGAUCGAAAGUGAAGCUGGACCACAGGCGAAAGAGGAAGCAAAGGAAGGUGAAGUUGCACAGCCGACGACUUCUUCUUCCGCUACUCCUGCUCCUCCACCAGAGCCGGAGCCAGAGCCUAUAGACGACGACUUCGACAUCUUUGCUGAUGCAGGGGAGUACAAGGGGCUGGAACUAGAUGACAAUGAUGACAAUGAUGAUGACGAGUCGCCGAAACGGGAGGAGGGUGAAGAGCAGGAAACGGCGCCAGGCAAAUGGGUAUCUGUGGAUGACGACUUGCCUAUAUUCACCAGGAAGACCUCCGAACCUCCACCGCGUACCGAAUCUCCGAAAAGACGUACCGAGUCUCCUGCACGAGAGACCGGUCCUCCCAAACCUGUGCUACCAGAGGAUGACCUUGAGGAUGGAGAAAUGGAUGUCGACGAACGACCUGCGCGCCUGGUGCCUCUGGCUAGUUCCACCAUCGACGUGAAGGAACUUUUGGAAAUGGACCGGGCUUCGACAUCAUGGAAUAAGAACAGGAAAAAGAAGGACAAGAAGAAGAAAGCCGCCGGCGGUGACGAUGAAGAGGCACCAGGCAAAGUUUCAGACGCCAAAGUCGAACGCGACUACCAACGGUGA